AUGAUACACACCGAGCACCCCCUCAACUACCCCAUCUCUAUCGUAUACACUGGCGCUGUUGGUCAACACCAGUUCGGGUCUCUGCACAUCGACAAGUCGGCCGGCAUUGUGCCGACAGGACGUCUGCCGGACGGGUGGUCGGCAGAGGACCUCAAGUACGUCAUUCCCGACAGGCCGAGGACUUUGCCUCCCAAGCACGCCGGCCCCAAAACGGCCCAGGCCAUCAAGGAAUCACUGCACGAGGCGCGCGUGAGAGGUAGACAAACACAAAUUCGGAUGGGUCAUUGCAUCCGUGUCUGUCUGUCUCUCUGUGUGUGUGUGUGUCUGUAGCUAGCAAGAAGGCGAACAAUCAGUCUGCUGGUGGGUGCCGGCAGAGGGCACGAGUCGGGUGGGUCAUUGCAUCUGUCUGUGUGUGUGUGUGUGUGUGUAUCUGUAGCUGGCAAGAUAUCAGGCAAGACGAAAUUUGAGAAGAGCGUCGCGAGAGGAGGGCAGACAUGGAAAUGCCCACACUGUGGCGAGACGAAAGCGUGUGUCUCAUCCGGACGUGAGGCAGGCUGGACAAGGGCAAGGCGCAACCACAAGCGAAUUUGUAA
Vitrella brassicaformis is the source of this 593-nucleotide messenger RNA. The record is from the annotation of a GenBank genome assembly. Lineage: Eukaryota; Vitrellaceae.